This is a messenger RNA of Aspergillus affinis, 2325 nucleotides long. Its product is annotated as putative respiratory complex assembly protein Rmp1. The transcript has a single exon. Lineage: Eukaryota; Fungi; Ascomycota; Eurotiomycetes; Eurotiales; Aspergillaceae. Bases 1 to 2325 code for a protein of 774 amino acids. The record is from RefSeq and is a predicted model, not a curated record.
AUGUUGUCGCGGUCCUCCCAAGCUGCAGCAGAUUUGCUUAGCUGCCGACCCUCACCGAUAUGCCGAAAAUGCACCCCGUCGCGCGCAUUGCGUCGGUACGAUGUAUUCCUUCGCUCCAAUAGCCAGCAAUCCGACGAGCCCUUGGAUGAGGACGAAAACCAGCUGCCAAGAUUGACACUCAAACCGCGCAUGCCUUUCCAGGAUGCCGCACGUCGCAAAGGACAGUGGGGCACCAGAGUGCCUAACCCGGUCACAGCGCUAGGUGAACAAGCGGAGGUGCUUGUCUUGAAGGAUAAGGAUCGGGAACGCAAAUACCCAGGUCUAAUCACGAAUGAGCCCGCGGAUGAAGGCGGCCUCUCGAAGAUGCUGAAAGAUAUUGAGGGCUCGGAUACUCUAGUCGACGAAGAUUUGGUGACCGAGAAUUUCGAAUACCUUCGACGUUACAAGCCAGGGGUUAAGUUGUCCCUCGACGAAUGGCACGACCACAGACAAAAGACUGGGAAGUCUUUUACCAUCAAACAAAUGCGUGCCUAUAUUUCCGAGUCAUUGAGGAAGGAGGAGGAGGAGGAUGGGAGGGCGCUAGAACAUGGGAAAAGAGUUUCUUCCGAAUGGAGGCCGGGAAUCUCGACAUUUCUUGACACGGCUGAUGUGCACGAUGGCGUUAGAGUUACGAAAUCACAGGAGAAUGUGAGCGCAAAGGAUAUCUUAGUUGAAACGAUUCUCAGAGAUUGCUGGAAACUCGGGAUUGUAGGCGAAACUGGUCAACUGGAUUAUCAGAUCUCGCCACCUUUGUUAUCACUCCUCGUUCGAUCUACCAACUUCUCAUUUGAGGUGCUAGCCGGCCUCCACGACGUUCGAGUUGACCUUACACAUUCGAUUGGUCUGGUUCGGAUAACCGGAACCCAGAAAGCAUGCGAAGCCCUUCGUGAUGUGGUACACGAUGCCACAACCAGGAUACGAGAGGAAGAUAUUCAAUUGUACUCACAAGAUGGUCCUAGCGCUAAAUCUAUCGAUCGAAUUCUCAAGCCAGAAUUCUUGUCAUGGAUCAACACAACUUACGGCGUGGUUAUCGAGCAACAUGCAUCAAAACCAAGCAAAUUGUUUUACUUGGUCGAAAACAAAGAGGGUGCAGACAAUGCCAGGAGAACACUCAACCUAGCGAUACAUGAUGUAACUGCUCCUCAAACACCGUUUAGCACAUACGUGUCUGCAUCUGAACCUAUGCCAUAUCAUAAUUUCAGCCCAGAGGACAACACAAUUUGGUGGAACCGGGAAAAGCCAUGGCUUCGGUGGGCUGUGCCAUCAGCUCAAUCUAGUGAGGCCAAAGAUCUCCAAACGCCCAUUUUCGAUCGCCACGAUAGACGCCUCACCGACGAGCUUCUGAAACUGCUCCGACAGAAAUCCAGCCCCAAGAUCGAUUGCGACAAUGACGUCGGAGUGCACGAGUCGAUUUCAGCGGCCGUUGGCAGGUGUCUUUUCCAGCGCAAGCCGUUCCUCGUGAACGAGACCAUCAGUGCCAACCAACUCGGCAAACUGUCUGUUCCCCGGACUUUUAACACCGAUGUUCCUCAAUUGGCAUCCAUCCUUCGCCAGCUGACCCCUCUUUUGCCUAUCUACACACGACAUCACCGCAUUCAACUCGUCCCGUCUUGGAAACACGCAAACGUAUUCCCGACCCUUGACAUUGAAUUUUCACUGGACGUGAUGCAAAACGAUGUGGAUUUGACCGACAAAGUGCGCCUGCAGAAUUUCAAAACGAUUCUAUCCGAGAGCACCGUUGAUUAUUUGCUUCCGGAGAAUGGGCUGGAUCUCCGAUUCACGCGGAAGCUAACUCGUGACCUUCUGGAAGGAGCUGAAAUAAACCCUUCCUUCCUUGAUCUUCAGGAGACCCUGAACGGUGUCUUUCUCAAGGCUAGAGCCAACCGGGAAGACAGACCGCUUCCGGCCUUCAUAGACCUUUCGCUUCCCAACCACGUCUUGUCCAAUGCCAGUGAAAAUGCGGACCCCAGCGGCGAAUCUGUGGGCGAAUAUAUGUUCAUGCCCGUGAACAGCAUUCGGACCACGAGCCUCCAUCGUUACUACUACCGAGGCCAUGCACUCAAUUAUUCCUAUUUCGAGAGCGGCCCGUACUAUGCCCAUCAGAACACGGAUUGCUUCCUGGAUUUCAGCUUAGCUAAGGGCUCAUCUGUUUCUGCCCACUCUAAGCCGAGUGAUUCGGUGCAGGCUAUAGAUUUCAAUUCCUUCUAUAAGGCUGCUUGUGCGUUGGCUUUUGAUGUGGAUAAAGCCGGGCGUGCGACGCCCCUACGUGAUAUUGAUGUAUAUUAA